Molecule: messenger RNA, 1059 nt
Organism: Penicillium soppii
Lineage: Eukaryota; Fungi; Ascomycota; Eurotiomycetes; Eurotiales; Aspergillaceae
Product: BTB/POZ domain-containing protein
Exons: 3
Coding region: 1-1059 (352 amino acids)
Molecular function (GO): protein binding
Source: RefSeq, a predicted model, not a curated record
AUGAGAGCAGUGAUUGCUUCUAUGGGAGCGCUUUUCGACCACGAUCAGUUUGCAGCAUUCAUUCAGGAGCUCUAUGCGCAAGAUACCUAUCGCUCACUAAGAGCCCCUGCGAUUGAUGUUAUCACAGCCAAUCUUCAGACAUUCAAAGCGAAUGACUAUACUCUCGUUGAUGAUGAGCUUCUUGCCAACGUCCCUGACUUUCGAGAUCAUUUGUUGGCGACACUCAUGGAAAUCAAUUGCCGCAAGAAGUCCACUAUCAGUCAGUUGAGUGCGGGUGGAGCAUGUGAUUGCUUCUUUGCGAGGGCGACUCCACAUAAGGUUCACCCAAAAGAUGCUUGUAGUGUCUUUAUCAACCAAAAUUUCAUUCUGAGUUCAAUUGAAGAACAAUUCCUGAAUUCGAGUUACAGCGACGUAACCCUUGUUUGUGGUGAGCACGAGUUCCCUGCACACAGGGCUAUUUUAUGCUCUUCUUCAAAAUAUUUCCUUGAUGUUUGCAAUGGUAAUCUCAAGGAGGCUUCGGAGAGUUCCGGAAAGAUUCAGCUGGACGAUCACGACCCCCUUUUCGUGAAAAACGCAUUGGAGUUUUUGUACAAAGGCAGAUACACAGAAAUAUCCGUCGGCCUCUUACACCCAACAAAGAGCAUACCUUUUUUUCAUGCACGCAUGUUUGCAGUGGCCGAUUAUCUCGAUAUUGAAGAAUUGAUGUUAAUGGCCAUCGAUUUGACCUGCCGCACUCUCGUGGAGAACCUCGAACAGGAUGUAUUUGUCUCAUUGGUCCGCAAGGCUUAUACCCAAAGGGUCAACUCAACUGAAUUGAGGUUAGUUUUAGUCGAAAACCUGUUCGAGUCUAUCAUCCGGUCUCCACUCUGGGACUGGGGCUGGAUCGAGGACCUCUAUGAUGAACCGCAUUUUGGCAGAGACCUGCUGUUCUUCAGUCCAGUUAGAAGAGAAUUGGAGGGCAUCGGAAAAAUGUAUCUGGGCGACGAAGCAGUCAAAAAAUGCGAUGAGAGGUUGGCAAGAAUUAAUGGGCUUGAAGCACAUACAAAAUGCCAGAAUUAG